Molecule: messenger RNA, 3608 nt
Organism: Anolis carolinensis (green anole)
Lineage: Eukaryota; Metazoa; Chordata; Lepidosauria; Squamata; Anolidae
Gene: klhl12
Product: kelch like family member 12
Exons: 12
Coding region: 292-1986 (564 amino acids)
Biological process (GO): COPII vesicle coat assembly; protein monoubiquitination
Cellular component (GO): COPII-coated ER to Golgi transport vesicle
Molecular function (GO): protein binding
Source: RefSeq, a predicted model, not a curated record
UCUCUGGUGACGUCAUCCAGGCGCGCCUGAUGCGGCGGCAAAGGAAGGGGAGGAGAAAGAGGAAGGAGCGGGACGGGCGGGCCGCAGGAGCCGGGACUCUCUCCCCUCCCUCCCCGCAGCACGGGCGGAGGGGCUCCUGGGAGGCGGAGAUGCGGCCCGGCCGGCCCCUUGCCGCCCGAGGAGGCUGAGCCGGGAGCCAGGCCUCUGGGCCGCCCCCCCAAGAGGGACCGUGAGGUUACUGAUACGUUGAACCUGCUUCCACAGCUCUCUUGUUGGCUGAAGUAACUCACUAUGGCUCCUAAAGAUAUCAUGACUAAUUCUCAUGCCAAAUCCAUUCUCAAUGCAAUGAAUUCUCUGCGAAAAAGUAACACAUUAUGUGAUGUGACCCUUCGUGUGGAACAAAAAUACUUUCCAGCCCAUCGGAUUGUGCUAGCUGCUUGCAGUGACUACUUCUGUGCUAUGUUCACCAGUGAGCUUUCAGAGAAGGAUAAACCCUAUGUAGAUAUCCAAGGUCUAACAGCCUCAACAAUGGAAAUACUGCUGGACUUUGUGUACACAGAAACUGUUCAUGUCACAGUGGAGAAUGUUCAAGAGUUGCUCCCAGCAGCCUGUCUACUUCAGCUAAAAGGAGUAAAGCAGGCUUGUUGUGAAUUCUUGGAAAGCCAACUGGAUCCAUCCAACUGUCUGGGCAUCCGAGAUUUUGCUGAAACACACAAUUGUGUUGACUUAAUGCAGGCAGCUGAAGUCUUCAGCCAGAAGCACUUCCCAGAUGUAGUUCAGCAUGAGGAGUUUAUACUUCUGAAUCAAGAAGAAGUGGAAAAGCUCAUCAAAUGUGAUGAAAUACAGGUUGAUUCUGAAGAGCCUGUCUUUGAGGCAGUUAUUAAUUGGGUGAAGCACUCAAAGAAAGAACGGGAAGCAUCCCUGCCGGAGCUGCUACAAUAUGUCCGCAUGCCACUUCUCACCCCACGCUACAUCACUGACGUCAUAGACACUGAGCCUUUUAUUAGAUGCAGUUUGCAAUGCAGAGACCUUGUAGAUGAAGCUAAGAAGUUUCAUUUAAGGCCUGAGCUUCGAAGCCAAAUGCAGGGACCUAGAACCAGAGCACGUUUAGGUGCCAAUGAGGUGCUUUUAGUAAUUGGAGGUUUUGGAAGUCAGCAGUCACCUAUUGAUGUGGUGGAGAAAUAUGAUCCAAAAACACAGGAAUGGAGCUUCUUACCCAGCAUCAGCCGUAAAAGACGCUAUGUUGCCACAGUUUCCUUGCAUGAUCGGAUAUAUGUAAUCGGUGGUUACGAUGGCCGUUCUCGUCUUAGCUCCGUAGAAUGUUUGGAUUAUACAUCUGAUGAAGACAGUAUCUGGUACUCUGUGGCUCCUAUGAAUGUUCGACGGGGCCUCGCAGGGGCCACUACUUUGGGAGACAUGAUCUAUGUUUCUGGAGGUUUUGAUGGAAGCCGGCGUCACACCAGUAUGGAAAGAUAUGAUCCCAACAUUGAUCAGUGGAGCAUGCUGGGAGAUAUGCAGACAGCUCGAGAAGGAGCAGGGCUGGUGGUUGCUAAUAAUGUUAUCUACUGUCUUGGUGGCUAUGAUGGUCUAAACAUCUUAAAUUCUGUGGAGCGAUAUGAUCCUCACACGGGACAUUGGACAAAUGUCACUCCGAUGGCCACCAAACGUUCAGGAGCUGGAGUAGCCUUGUUGAAUGAUCAUAUUUAUGUGGUUGGGGGUUUCGAUGGAACAGCACAUCUGUCCUCUGUAGAAGCAUAUAACAUUCGCACUGACUCCUGGACAACAGUGACCAGCAUGACUACUCCUCGCUGUUAUGUGGGUGCAACAGUGCUGAGGGGAAGGCUUUAUGCCAUAGCAGGGUAUGACGGGAACUCCCUCCUGAGCAGCAUUGAGUGUUACGACCCUAUUAUUGACAGCUGGGAAGUGGUAACAUCACUGGGGACCCAACGUUGUGAUGCUGGUGUUUGUGUGCUGCGGGAAAAGUGACUAUAGAGAAGAACUGUGCAAGAACAUUUCCAGAGAAGAUAGGACAAAAAGUAGCAACUGACUUGGUGUUGUUGAUCUUCUUGCUGUGGAUGCAGUGACUUGCAUUUGGCCUUUGCUGCACACCAUGCAGCCCAUCUUCCAAGCUACUGAUUCCAAUUCAGAAAUGGACAAACAAAAUAAACUACAUAUUGGCACUUUGAGCUGAAAAUCAAUAAAAUACAUGCCCCCCUGAGAAUGAGAUUUCAAAGCAACAAGGACACUUCUGCCUUUUGACCUGCUGAGUGCCUGGGAUUAAGCAGCUCAUCUUGGUUGUUUCUAAAGCAUCGACACACAAGGAGAUCUGCAUAUAGGUCCAAGGCUUAGAGUUGCUUGAGUUUUUCCAUGCACAUAAUAUGCUGCUGCGCUGGCGUGCUGAUAAAUGAACAUUGUGUCUUUUUCAGGUUUGGCAUUGACUUGCAGAAAGUAUGGAAAGAAAAGUCAGCCAUAGGUUAGUGCGUGCAGCUUACUAAUGCAGUAUGUCUUUUUAAAGUAUUUUGACUUUCCAACUUCAAAACGGAACAGAGGGGAAUGGGAACUCUGACCAAUUGCAAUAUUCAUUCUGCCUGCUGAAAGAAUGGUGGUAGGAAAAGUAUAUUUUUAUGUUGUCUGCUGGAGGCUGGAUACAAAUAUUUGGGGGGGGGGGAGGGUGAUCCACAUUUUGUAAAGCAAAAUCUGCCUUCACCUGUUCCUUUAUCUAGACAUCCUGAGUAGCAGCAAAACUGCGCCUGUAAUAACUAUAUUAUUGGGUGCUUGGGCAGAAUAGAGGAGUGCAGAUAUGCAUGUCUUUUCGGGGCUUGAGUGUCUGCCUCUUCCCCCUCCCCCUCCCCCCAAAAAAUCCCAGAGCACCCCUUAAUUGACACCAGUCACUUCAAAAGUCUGCAUUGCAAGUAAGACUGGUGCCUAAUGGCCCAUGGAAGGCUGUCAGGCUCCAUGUCCAGCAUGGAUACUCUCAGCACAGGAUCUCUCUCACUUCAUCUCUGCUUUUUAAAAUACCGUUUUCUGUGCUGCUGUUUAAACAGUAGCAGCCAAAGUAGGAGCGUUAAAGGUCAUGUACCUUUAAGAGCAUACAAAUGUUGCCAACACAUUGUUUGUUUUCCUGUGCUCUUUCCAGAUGCUGUCACAAGCAAAGAUGGUGACCCUUGGCGUGAACUGGAAUUCUUACAUUUUUGCUCAAGGCCUCUUUCUGUAGUAUCCUUUAGGAUUCCCUUUCUUCCUGUCUAUUUAAAAACCCUCUGGUGUGUAUGCAGUGUAUUAGGUGUGUGAAAAUAAGUCACAUUGCUAAAACAGACACAUGAGCCUGUGGAUAAUGCCGCUCCACCCCUCGGUGAUGUGCCCUGAACCUUCAGCAUGACCCUAAAGCUCUCCUUGAUCAACUGAGCCUCUUCUGUGUUGCCCAAUCAGGAACCAAGGGGUGAAUGUAUUUAUUUUCUUGGGUGCUGUGGACUUCUUGCUUGGGGGGUGUGGUAGCAUGGGAUUAUGAUGCACUUUCAAACAACACUUGAGUUUAUAAAGUCUGUCCUAUCACGCCAGUGUUUGUGAUUCAUUUCUUAUGUAUUUUUUAAUAAAAGUAUCUCUGGUGAGUA